AUGACUGGUAAAAGAAUUAUUCUGCCGUCAUCUUUUACUGUUGGUCCAAGGGACAUGAAUAAAAGAUAUAUGGAUGGAAUGGCAUUAGUUCAAAAAUUUGGUAAACCAGAUAUUUUCUUGACUAUUACUUGUAAUCCAAAUUGGCCUGAACUAAAAGACCAAUUAAGGUAUAAUGACGAAUCACAAAAUAGACUUGAUCUUUUAACUCGAAUAUUUAGAGCUAAGUUAGAAGAACUAAAAAUUGAUAUAUUCAAAAAUAAAAUUUUUGGUUCUGCAACUGCAUAUAUAUUUGUCAUAGAAUUCGAAAAAAGAGGUUUACCACAUGCUCAUUUUUUAAUCAUUUUAGAUCACGCAUCCAAAAUCAUUGCUUCUAAAUCUAUAGAUAAAUUUGUGAGUGCUGAGAUUCCAGACAGACAAACUUACCCUCAUUUAUACUCUGUUGUUGUUGCUCACAUGAUACAUGGCCCUUGUGGCAUUUUAAAUCCAACAAAUGCAUGCAUGAAUAGAAAUAAACAAUGCAUAAGCCAUUUCCCAAAGGAUUAUACCACAGAGACGUUCUUACGUGAAUUUUCAUACCCAAAGUAUAGACGUGUAAAUAAUGGGAGAAAAGUGAAAGUUAGAGGACAAUGGUUAGAUAACAGAUGGAUUGUACCUUACAAUCCAUAUCUCUUGGCUAAAUUUAAUUGCCAUAUAAAUAUAGAAAUUUGUUCAACCAUCAAAGCUGUGAAAUAUUUGUAUAAAUAUGUAUACAAAGGACAUAAUAGAAUUGGUUUCUCAAUACAUUUUGAAGAACAUGUGGUUGAUAAGAUUAAAAAUUUUCAAACAACUAGAUGGAUUUCUCCUCCUGAAGCAUUAUGGAGAAUUUUUGGUUUCGUUCUUUCAAAAAUAAAUCCUCCAGUUGUUACUCUUCAAUUACACCUCGAAAAUAAUAAUUUCUUUACAUACAAAAGUUCUGACAAUCUUGAGAAAUUUGAAGCUUCAGAGUAUCAAAUGUCUACUCCAUUUCGUUGUCUUUUUGCAACAAUUCUAACUCUAUGUGCUCCGAAUGAUCCAAAAAAUCUAUGGAACAAAUUCAAAAUUUUUAUGAUUGAAGAUUUCAUACGUGCUGAACUUUCUGGUAAAUCCAUUAAUAGCUAUGGCUUUGUAUCAUAUAAUGUACAUCUACAUGAAAAUGAACACGUCGCUAGAGUAAUAAAUGAUGAACUAAGCAUUAAUGUGUCAGAAAUAGAUAUUAUGUGUCCCCAUCAACUUAAUACUGAACAAAAGAUGGCAUAUAAUGCAAUUCUAAAUAAAGUAGACACUAAUGUUAGCAGCAUGUUCUUUGUUGAUGGUCUUGGUGGAACGGGUAAAACCUUUUUAUAUCGUGCAUUAUUAGGUGCUGUGAGGUCAAGACAAAUGAUUGCUUUAGCAACAGCAUCUUCUGGUGUUGCAGCUGGUCUUUUGCCUGGUGGACAAACAACACAUUCUAAAUUUAAAAUACCUCUAGAAAUUUGUAAUGACACAAUAUGUAACAUUAGUAAACAGAGUGCUCUUGCAGGACUUUUUCGAAUGACAAAACUAAUCAUAUGGGAUGAAGCUCCAAUGGUGAAUCGAUAUGUAGUUGAAGCAUUAGAUAAAAUGUUAAGAGAUAUUAAUGAUUGUGAAUUCCCAUUCGGAGGUAAAAUUGUUGUCUUAGGAGGAGAUUUUCGUCAAGUUCUACCUGUAGUUCAAAGAGGUACUAAAGACGAUGUAAUAGGAGUAAGUCUUGUUAACUCUUACUUAUGGCCUUUAUUUACAAAACUAAGAUUAAGUGAAAACAUGAGAGCGCAAUUAAAUACAUCGUUUUGUAAAUAUUUACUCGAUAUUGGAGAUGGAACUACAGAAAAACAUUCAUGUGAUAUGGUACAACUUCCGCCUGACAUAACUAUAGAUUUCGAAGAACACAUCACUUCUUUACAAUCAUUAAUAGAUAUAGUUUACCCAAAUUUAGAUCGUUAUGUUGACAAUCUUCAUUACAUGAUUAACAGAGUUAUUUUAACUUCAAAAAAUGAAUAUGUUGAUGAAAUCAAUAAUUUAUUGAUUAGUCACUUUCCUAGAGACUCUUUCACUUAUUUUAGUUUUGACGAAGCUAUUGGUACAACUGACUAA
Olea europaea var. sylvestris is the source of this 2127-nucleotide messenger RNA. RefSeq lists its product as uncharacterized. The record is from RefSeq and is a predicted model, not a curated record. The transcript is spliced from 3 exons. NCBI's taxonomy places the organism in Eukaryota, Viridiplantae, Streptophyta, Magnoliopsida, Lamiales, Oleaceae. Gene Ontology annotation, molecular function: DNA helicase activity. Gene Ontology annotation, biological process: DNA repair; telomere maintenance. The coding region runs from base 1 to 2127 and encodes 708 amino acids.